GGCACCAAGUAACCACAGAGAGAGAGAGAGAGAGAGAGAAAGUAGAAGAAAGUGGGGGCAAUGCAAAGCCAUACGAAGGGGCCCGUCGGUGCAUCACUUGGUGGUGGCCCAAGCGAGCAGUGCUCGACGGCGUCGGUUUUGGUGGGUAGGCUAGCGGGCUUACUCGCCAUGCACAUUCGGUCCGGCCAUCUCAGUGAUCCCUCUGCGUUCUCCGAUAUUUGUUUCUCCCUGGCCAAAGCGAUUGAUUAUGCAGUUGCGAGUAACGAGGUUCCACUAAAAGCACAGGAUUUGCCUAUAUUGGUUAAACAGGUAUAUAAGCAUCAAAAUAAUUCUCCCCUUCAAGCAGCUGUAAUGGCACUUAUGAUUUCUGUCAAGAAUGCUUGUAUGAUUGGAUGGUUUCAAAACAAAGAUGCAGAUGAUCUUCUUACAUUGGCUAAGGAGAUAGGUAAAAUUUUCAGUAAUACUGAGGAUUUUUGCAUUGAACCAAGCGAUGCUCUCCCCAGCAUUUCAAAAAUCAUGUCUAGAUUCUAUCCAUCCAUAAAGAUGGGCCACAUACUAGCUUCAUUUGAGGUCAAGGCUGGGUACAGGACCAUUGUCUCUGACUUCCAGAUCUUGAAGAAUACGGUGGUUUCUUUGCAAAAACAGAUAGGUCUGUUUGUUGCUCAAAGGGACAAUAUGGACACAUCCUCUUGCAUUGUGACUCCACCUCAAGCAAACUUUCUAUUCAAUGGGAAAGGUGUACGAGGAAGGAAUAAUGUUUCCAUGGACACUGGACCACAGCUGCCAACAAAUAUUACUGCAAUGCUCAAAUAUGGAAUCAAUCUUUUUCAAGCUGUGGGGCAGUUUAACGGUGAUUAUCUCAUUGUUAUAGCUUUCAUGAGUGUGAUGUCAUCAACUUCUGAAAUUCCAACACUUCAACAUUAUGUUCAGCCUGUUGUUGCUUCCCUUGAUUCUAAUUCUGAGAUAAUCGAGGGGCCAUCACGUGUUUCAUUAAAUUGCCCAAUAAGCCACAAACGUAUUAAAACUCCCGUAAAAGGACAUCUCUGCAAGCAUUAUCAGUGCUUUGAUUAUGAGAACUUCAUGGAAAUGAACUCAAGAAGGCCAUCAUGGCGUUGCCCUCUUUGUAACCAGUCCAUCUGCCACCCAGACAUACGCAUUGAUCAGGAUAUAGCUAAGAUCUUGGGAGAGGUUUCAGAGACUGUUGUUGAUGUGAUAAUAUCAGCAGAUGGAUCCUGGGUGGCUAUUUUGGAAAAUGAAGAUCAUACUGACCAAACAGGUUAUGAGACAAAAAGUUGUCAGCAAGAAAGACCUCGGCAGCGUGAGUGCAAUGGUUUGUCAAUUGUGCCAAUUGAAGUUGUUGAUCAUACCAUGAAAGGGGCCAAUGCUAGCGAUGCCAUCCGUGAAUCUGAAUGUACUGGCAAGCAACAUUUCCUGGAUGAUCCUCCAUGUUUUUCUGUUUCAAGAAAUCUUGUGCAAACAGAAGUCAGGAAUUCAGAUAUAGUGGACCAAAAUGGUUCUACUCAAAUAGAGGAAAAUAUCUGCUCAAGAAUUCCAUUGUCCGUUUCUGCUGCUCCACAAUGUCCAGAUGGCACACUUAGGCCUGGCCAUGUAACUGCUGCCAUUUCUGAAUUUUCUUCUUGCAAUUCAAUGCCUUCCCCUGUCCUAACAAAUGCUGUUUCUCCUGCACUGAAUGGAUCAGUGUAUGUAAAUGGGAAAACUGUACCGCUCUCAUUACUGCAAACCCAACUUUUAGGUCCCAGUAACUUGCAGUCACAGCAGUUUGGCUUUGCAAGAUCGAUUACAAGAAAUGAAAAUGGGAUGUUGCCAUCUACAGCUAUAAAUGCUGGCCGAACUUCAACUGCACCCCAGGGCCUCAAAGCCCAGGCUUCAUUUAGGAGUUCAUUUGAACAAAUGCCUUUGAAUUCAUUGAUGCCCAACGGUAACUCUUCUGCUAAUUAUCAGAGCACACCUUUUAUGGUACCCAAUAUGAAUGGAUAUUAUGCAUUUCAUGGGGGCAUGGAUAGCAGUCAGCAAUUACUCAGGCCACUUGUGAAUUCUUUAUCAUUCUCAGACAUGGCUUCACCUUCCAUGCGAGAUCAUUCCUCGACACAGAACUGGGAUGUUAACAAGCACCAUUGCAUUUCUGGUCAAGCAGUCCAACAGGCUGCUAGCUUUCCUGCCCAAGGUCCAGGUGCUUACCACAUCUCCUCUAGAUCCUCCUCUGGGCAUAAAAACCUAUUGCAAUCUAGCGCUUCUCACCCGAGGAUAAAUUCUGCUAUGACUCAGUCACAAAAUAUUGUCCGUCCAUCUUUUCAUGUACAACCAGUAGUGCAAUUUCAGCAAGGACAUGGUAGUGGUCAUGGCAUGCAAAAUGAUGAUAGCACUCAAACUUAUCACGGGGCUGCUUCUCAACCAAUGCCCCAGAUGUCAAGAACACCACCAUUUGUGCAAGUUCAACUCCAACAAUCUAGGAAGGACUCAUCAUUGCCUCUUUCGAUGGCUGGGAAGCGGCUGAGGACAACUAGCGAGUGGACGGGGAGUGUGGGUAAGACAAUACAUCCGGUCUUACCAGCCAAUAGCUCAGAAACGUUGGCAUCAGCACAGAGCUGGCAGCCCUCGGGCAGAAUGAGGGGAAGCCUGACAGGUGAGACUUAUGCUGCUGCUUUUAACCAAUUCAUGCUUCAACCUAUCCAGUCUGCUCAAUUUUCCCAAACUUCAUCUGACUUGAUGUCAACCCCGCACGGUGCAUUGCAAAUGGAAGGGCUUGUCUCAAGCAGCACCAACGCUCGAAUUAAUCUUCAGGCACAGUAAGGCUGGGAGGUUGGGCUGCUUUACCUGAACGGUGUAUAGGGACGCGUUGAUUAGCUAAUUUUCACACGGUAGUUGGGGGCUUUCCUGUAAUCAAAAUUUUGGUCUGCAUGCCAAGUUUCCAAGGUGCAUGCAAACAUCUUGUGAAGUUAAAGUUAUAGUGUACUUACAUGUUAUACGAGUAUAUCUUGUUAAAAGGUCACAGAAUUGGAGGGGUACUUCGUACUUGUAGUUUUAUAGGGGUUAUCCAAUAUUCAAGAGAAUUUUACUCUUCGUCUCUAGUCACUAUAUAAGAAGAAAUUAAUGAUUAUGAACUUUAUGUGGCUUU
Messenger RNA from Alnus glutinosa, 3136 nucleotides. RefSeq names its product E4 SUMO-protein ligase PIAL2-like. Bases 61 to 2811 code for a protein of 916 amino acids. The transcript has 16 exons. The record is from RefSeq and is a predicted model, not a curated record. Lineage: Eukaryota; Viridiplantae; Streptophyta; Magnoliopsida; Fagales; Betulaceae. Gene Ontology annotation, biological process: protein sumoylation. Gene Ontology annotation, molecular function: zinc ion binding; SUMO ligase activity.